ACCGGCCUGGCCCAGCUUGAACUUAGUAGCCAACGACUUCAUUCACAUUCAAUUAAUAUGGGAAAUGUUCAGUCUCAGGAAGGUGACUCCGCUUUGUCACGUAACGCCCAGGGUGUAAACAAAUCCGUUACGAAAGAAAAACCUGACUCGCUUCCUCAUAGAACCCAAAGCAUGAUUAGUAUUGCUCCGGAUGAUCUUAACCAGGAUGUUGACCUUAUGGAUGACAAUUCUAGUAUCACGGGUGCUACCGAUGGUUCUCAAAAUGCCGCAGGUGCUUCUGGGAGAUAUAAACGUCGCUCUCAUUCUUCUACCAAAAGAGAACCAUAUACAGGUCCUUAUGUCCCUACAGUCCUUCGAUGGAGAGGCGGAGGUGAAAUCGUUUACGUUACAGGUUCUUUUUCAAAAUGGAAAAAGAAAAUUCAGCUGCUUAAAGGCGAAGAUUAUACACUCGUCUUGCAGUUACGCCCUGGAACUCAAAGGUUUAAAUUUCUUGUCGAUGGUAUUUGGUGCUGCUCUUCUGAUUUUCCAACUGCUACAGAUGCUGAUGGAAACCUGUACAAUUAUCUUGAGGUUGAAGCCAACGAAGGUGUCGAUACUACCCUUGAUCAGAGACUCAGUCAAGUUCACACCAAUUUCCCUCCUAGUGAAGAGCCGGAAUCCGAGAAAUAUGUUUCUGAAAUCCCGUCUUUUCUCUCCAGUAGCUCUUUAGCCGAAACUAAACUCCCUAAACCUCCUUCUUUGCCUCCUCAUCUUGAGAAAUGUAUCUUAAACUCUAACACCACUUACAAAGAAGAUCAAUCUGUUCUUCCAAAUCCAAACCAUGUCGUUUUGAAUCACUUGGCUGCUGCUAAUACCCAACUGGGUGUUUUGGCUUUGAGUGCAACUACUCGCUAUCAUCGAAAGUAUGUUACUACCGCCAUGUUUAAGAAUUUUGAUGUGUAAUGACUUUAUUGCGUUCUUCUUUCCGUACUUAUUAUUUUCUUCUUUAAGUAACUAUCAUAUAUUAAUUUCGUAAUUAUAAAAAAAUAUUAAAAAGAGAAUACUUAGAAGGGCUCAUUAUUAUUCCUGA
Schizosaccharomyces cryophilus OY26 is the source of this 1069-nucleotide messenger RNA. Its product is annotated as AMP-activated protein kinase beta subunit. Lineage: Eukaryota; Fungi; Ascomycota; Schizosaccharomycetes; Schizosaccharomycetales; Schizosaccharomycetaceae. Gene Ontology annotation, biological process: signal transduction. Gene Ontology annotation, cellular component: cytoplasm; nucleotide-activated protein kinase complex; nucleus. Gene Ontology annotation, molecular function: protein kinase binding. The record is from RefSeq and is a predicted model, not a curated record. Bases 58 to 942 code for a protein of 294 amino acids. The transcript is spliced from 5 exons.